Messenger RNA from Oppiella nova, 561 nucleotides. NCBI's taxonomy places the organism in Eukaryota, Metazoa, Arthropoda, Arachnida, Sarcoptiformes, Oppiidae. The record is from the annotation of a GenBank genome assembly.
AUGUGUGGACAGGUGUGGGCGACGGGUGGCGAUGCCUUCAAUUUGCCGGAAAACGUGGGAAUGCCUAUUGCAGAGGACGAGGAGACAACGUAUUUCUUAUUUGAGAUCCAUUACGACAAUCCUGAACUCAUGGGUGGAUUAUACGACUCAUCGGGUCUGCGAUUACUGUAUACUCGGAAAGUGCAAUAUCGACUCUGUUUUUGGAGUAAAGACCGCUUCGAGACACAGAUCAUGAAAAUUCCGUUUGUGUCCUUCAUUUGGUUAAUGGAUAUCCAGGGAAUGGAGGCUAUCUUUAUAUGGCAGAUAAUGGGGGCCAUCAGGCGAUUCCAGUGCAAUUAUUCUCGACUCAAAAGUGCAUCGGAUUCAGAUGGCACCCAAUCAGACGACUCUGAUUCAGAUGAUGAUAGCGGUCAUAGUGGUCAUAGUGGUCACCCACCUAUCUAUUCAGGCGGUGGUCAUGGCCGGUGUCCGUACGCCAAACACUACGGAGAAAACGAUGACUCCUAUGACGAUCUCCAAGACUCCCCCCAACAAAUCGAUAGUAAUGCCAACAAACCCAAA